This is a messenger RNA of Eruca vesicaria subsp. sativa (arugula), 1392 nucleotides long. The record is from the annotation of a GenBank genome assembly. NCBI's taxonomy places the organism in Eukaryota, Viridiplantae, Streptophyta, Magnoliopsida, Brassicales, Brassicaceae.
AUGAAGAAGGCAGAUCAAGAUGGUUUUGAUGUUCGUCAUCACUUAUCCACCGUCACUAGAUACUCUGUUUCAAAAGAAGUCUCUCAAAAUUUGAUUGAAGGGUCAACUAUCCCUAGUGAGUGUACACCUAUCCACCUUAACCUUGUGGCUAGGCAUGGAACUCGUUCUCCAACCAAGAAAAGGUUACGGGAGCUAGAGAAUUUAUCUGGUAGGUUAAAGGAAAUUGUAAGAGAUGCAGAAGGUAAGAAAGUUCCUGGAUGGUUAGGGAAAUGGGUAUCUCCAUGGCAAGGGAAAGUGAAAGGCGGUGAGCUGAUCAGGCAAGGAGAGGAGGAGUUGUACCAGCUUGGAAUCAGAGUUAGGGAACGGUUUCCGACUUUGUUUGAAGAGGAUUAUCACCCUGAUGUUUAUACAAUAAGAGCUACACAGAUUCCCCGGGCGUCUGCAAGUGCUGUGUCAUUUGGAAUGGGGUUGUUUAGUGAGAAAGGAGAUCUUGGACCUGGUCGUAAUAGAGCGUUUGCUGUCACUAGUGAGAACCGUGCUAGUGAUACCAAGCUGAGGUUUUUUGAGUGUUGUCAAAACUAUAAGAGCUAUAGGAAAGCUAAAGGUCCUGCUGUGGAUAAGCUCAAGGAACCUGUUCUUGAGAAGAUUACAGCUUCCGUUGCAAAGAGACAUGAUUUGAAUUUUACAAAACAGGACAUUUCUUCUCUCUGGUUUCUAUGCAAGCAGGACGCAUCAUUGCUUAAUGUAACACAUCAAAGUUGUGAACUCUUCACGCCAUCUGAGGUUGCUUUGCUGGAAUGGGCAGAUGACUUGGAAGUGUUUCUCCUCAAAGGUUAUGGAAACUCCUUGAACUACAAAAUGGGAGUUCCAUUGCUCGAAGAUGUUAUGCAUUCUAUGGACGAAGCUAUCAAGGCCAGAGAAGACAAGUUCCCAUCUGGAAGCUACGAAAAAGCAAGACUGAGGUUUGCACAUGCGGAAACAAUAGUUCCCUUCUCUUGUCUUCUUGGACUUUUCCUAGAUGGAUCUGAGUAUGAGAAAAUACAGAAGGAGAAACCAUUGGAGCUCCCUCCACAGCCUCCUAAAACUAGGGACUUUAAAGGCAGCACCAUGGCUCCUUUUGGUGGGAACAACAUGCUUGUCCUCUACAGUUGUCCUGCAGCUUCCUCUCCCAAGUACUUCGUGCAGGUUCUGCACAACGAGCAUCCUAUUGCACUUCCAGGUUGUGAUGGAAAAGACUUCUGUCCUCUUGAAGAUUUCAAGGACAAAGUGGUGACCCCUCAUCUCAAGCAUGCUUUUGACAACCUCUGCAAUGCUAAUCUAGAUGACCCUAAACAGAAGAAUCCAUCUUUGUGGAGUUGGCUGUUGGGAUCAAGCCAAAAAGCCGAGCUCUAA